Monomorium pharaonis (pharaoh ant) is the source of this 3599-nucleotide messenger RNA. Its product is annotated as zinc finger CCHC domain-containing protein 24. The transcript has 4 exons. Gene Ontology annotation, molecular function: nucleic acid binding; zinc ion binding. The record is from RefSeq and is a predicted model, not a curated record. Lineage: Eukaryota; Metazoa; Arthropoda; Insecta; Hymenoptera; Formicidae. Bases 1450 to 2184 code for a protein of 244 amino acids.
ACGGAAAUAGAUGUGCCACAUGGCGGCGGGGCUCGGGCUCUCCUCGACAUCUCUCUCCGCUCCCUGCGUCCACAUCCGUCCCGCCUUUACGACGCGUCCGUUCAGUACGCGCGUCGUCGUCUCCAGCGUUUCGUCCAACGCUCGGACUCGGACCAUCCUCAGUUAAUAUGAUGCGCAGCGGGCGCGUCGUAUUCACCGAACAACGGACGCACUCGUCGCGAUUGAGGCCCUGCGGUCCCGGGUUAGGAGCUAGAUCGCCUGGAAGUCGUUAAAAUCGCCUCGAGCAAACAGCCCUUUUCCUCAUUAUCGCGUAGACCGCUGGUAGAUGCUUAAAUAUUCGUGUUCGAAACGUUUUAAGCGAUAGUUUUGACGCGUGUAAUCGCAGAGAAAAUGAGUGUGAGUCGCAUAUGCGGGUUGCAAUUUCACACCAUCGCAACUGAUAACGUGGAACCACACCAUUUUCUACACCGUUGAAGCAUAACUUCCGUGUUCCUCUGAAUGCGAGCUAAAACUGAUGAAGAACUUGCCCGCUUCUUCCCUCACGAGUAGAAGAUGAUUCAUUAAUGAUUCAGAGUGUAAAACUCAACAACGAGACUUUAUCGUCCGGAUUAACAUCGAGAUCCAAUAUCAAAAUUCGGGCAAACGUAAAACUUAAUAGACAGAGAUGCAACGAUGCGGAAUGCUUCGUAAGUAAACGGGCAGCGAACUUCCGCGGCUGCUGGCUGAAAGCAAGGGAAAAGGUAUCGAAUCGGAAAUAUCGAGGAAUUCGAGGAAGCUUUCCAUGUGCGUACAAGAAUAUCCGUCCCCCAACAUAUGCGGAGGCGAGAGCACGUCCAGCACGUGCGUGAAAACGCGUAAAAACGUUCCCCGUAAAAGUUAGGCAGUCGAUAGCUUUGAAGAGUCCGGAAGAAGAUGGCACUUUUCCGAGAACCGUUACAUCGAGAGAACGACUGACGAUGAGGGCGACCCCGACCUGAAAAUUCGCAGUGACGUUCCACGAGGAAAAAAAGCGUGAGGCGUAUGUCGCCGUGCGAUGAGAUUGUACUUCACUACUCCGAAUACCUUUAAUAUCGAACGUCUCUAGUUUCACGGUGAUAUCUUCAAAACACCAUUGAUUCUACUUAAAUUUCGCGUGAACAAUGAUAUUUCAUAAAGAAAUUGCAAGCUCCAAUGUUAGUUUGUGUGCUAAUCAUCGGAGUUAACUAAAAUUAAAUUAAAUUGAGGAAUAUUAAAAAGCUGAGAAGUAUUAACGUCAAUAAUUUGGAUUUUUCUUUCCUUAUGAUCUUUAGAGAUUAAUGAAAAGAUCAUUUUCGACGACAGAGUCAAAUGUAGGAAGAACAUCGCUCGAAUUCAAGGACAGGGACAUGAUAAACGAUUAGCGAAGGGAAUUGUCGUCAGCGCAACACUAUUCGAAUAACCGAUAAAGUUACGAGCCGAUUAGAUAAAAAUAUGGCCGCUUGUCAUUCGACACCUGCUGUACAACGCCUGCAGUUGCAGGACUCGACGCGGAUCAGCUACGGUACGAUCAACGGCAUAGGGACUUCGAGUCAGAAGGCUCUACAGCAUACGAGUUACCCGCCGCAUCUACUCAACUGGGUCUAUCUGGCCAUCGCUGAACAAAAUCCGUCGCAGCCACCUGAACAGAGCAAGCUACUCCCUGCAGUUUGGAACAAUUUUCCCGGUACAACGUCACAGUCCUAUCUACGCCAGAACGCGUUGAAUCCGUCUGGAUCAGUCAGACCCAUGAGAGAUAGCGCGGCGGAAAGUAUCGCGGAUUUAGCGGUACACUUUAACGAAUUAACUGUGAGCGACCGGAAGCCGGCGAAGAAGCCGCCAUCGACGUACCUGUGUCACUUAUGCUUCAAGAAAGGACAUUACAUUAAGGAUUGCCCGCAGGCACGACCGAAGGGCGAGGGUCUGACACCGUACCAGGGCAAGAAGCGGUGCUUUGGCGAAUACAAGUGUCCCAAGUGCAAGCGCAAAUGGAUGUCGGGCAACAGCUGGGCCAAUAUGGGCCAGGAAUGCAUCAAAUGCCACAUAAACGUAUAUCCUCACAAGCAGAGGCCAUUGGAAAAACCCGAUGGUUUGGACGUAUCCGACCAGAGCAAGGUACAUCCCCAACAUCUCUGCGAGAAGUGUAAGACGUUGGGCUAUUAUUGCAGACGCAGCGCGAUAAUAACUUAACGAACUAGCCGAAUUCCGUCCAAUUUAUCUCGCCGAUCCAAUUAAUUGCACCAACGAGACGAGAAGGAUUUCUGAUGAUGAACUGAGAAAAAGACAAUUCGUUCGUUAUACUUGAACGCAUCAAUGCGAAUAUAGAUCUAGAGUCUAGAUUCUAGACAGAGCGUUCAUCUCUGUUCGCGAGAUUAAAUAUGAAUUAAAUCAUAGAGAGAGAUAAAACGAUAUAUAUUUUUAUGUACAUUUACGAUUAGAAUUUUUUAUCGCAAGAGUUUUGGAGCGACCAAAACCGCGAUGUUUUCAAUCGCACGUUGCUAUAUAUUUAUCUACAUUAAGAAAUAUUAUCUACGAAGUGCGCACAAGUGCCUACGAUAUAAUUUUUGGAUUCAUCUUCAAUGUUUGAUACUCAGUACUAUCGUAUCAGUAUAUACGCGAGGAAAAAUGAGUGUUAAAUAAAAAAAAACGAGGGCAUUGUUCUCAGGGAUAUUAUAAAAUGUUCUGACCCUAAGAGCUAAUAAUAAUCACGAGUAGAUCUUCAGAGAAAGGGAGCUGCCUCCGUAAAGGAAAGCGAUUAUAGAGGGAAAACAAAAGGAAAGAAGAUUGCAAAGGAAAUAUUUGCGAUAAUUCGGAAUUACAUUAGAACCUAACAUUAACACGCGGCCCCUGCGCAAUCAAUAUUAUUUCACAAUAUUGUGCAAUAAUGUAUUGAUUAAUGUUUAUAUUGAUGUUAAAAACAUUAUGUCAGUAUUAUAUAUAUAUACAUGAUGUUAUUACAUAUUUUUUCCAUAUUGUGCAAUAAUAUUAAUCGCUUAACGUACUAAUAUUAAUAUACAAUAUUAAUAUUAUGUUAGUAUUUAUAUAAUGAGAUGUAAUAUAUCGUAUCAAUAAUAUUGAGCGUAGGGACUGCUUUAUUUAUUGGGUAUUCUUUGGCUCCGGGAACAUGAACAUGAUACAUAUAUAAAUCUCUUCUUAUUUAAUAUAUUAUUUGCAUAUGUACAGAUUGAUUUACGAUGAGAAGAAGAAACGAUGAGAAGAAGAAAGAAAAUUCGAAUGAAGAAACAUUCGAAUUGCGUUAAAAGUAUAAGUUACAAACGUCGGUUAUGAAACCGAUGCAAUUUCACAGAGUUCAAUUUGCGCGACGAUGUAGAAUAGUUUCUUUUCAUCUGUUCGUGAUUUGGAAAACGCGACGACUAAUCUAUAAGUAUGCUAGAUCGUUCUUCACAUGAAAUCGAACUCACAUCGCAACGGUCUCUCGAUUUUUGUUUAGUGAAAUCAUCAUUGUCAACUAAUUCGGCAUUUUCUACGAAUCGCAUUGAACAUGUACGCGUCUAACACACGUUUUGCAAAAACAUAAGAGAAAAAAGUCUCUUAUCUGAUGUAGUACUAGAAUUUGUUAAAUACUUAAGGAGAAUUCUGAUGAA